AUGUUCAAAAUGCACAAUCCUUCAACUCAAACCGUUUCGUUAGGCAAAUCACCCGGUGCUCUAGCUAAUCGAAAUUUCACGAAGCACUUAAAUGAAUGGUGUCCGGAACAAAAUAAUGAAUUUGAUCCUUGGUGUGAUCCGGACUAUCCAAUGAUUAUUACAUACAAAGAUAUUGUUAAAGCCAAGAAUUUUCUCAAAAAAGAAUUUCACCCUACACCCUUGGUGGAGUCAAAACAUAAUCAUCGGUUUCCUAUGAAUAUUUAUUACAAACUGGAGACGUUUCAUCGCACAGGAAGCUUCAAAGAGCGUGGGGCUUUUUAUUCUCUAUCCAAACUAAGUACUGAACAAAAAGAAAUUGGUGUAAUCACGGCGUCUCUUGGAAACUGGGCUAUGGCUUUAGCAUGCUGUGGUCAAAAAUUAAAUAUUCCUGUAACUGUCGUGUUACCAGUCAUAGCUUCUAUGCGCGCAGACCAAAUAUGCCGAGAUUUUGGCGCGACCGUUGUAACGUUUGGGAAAAAUUUAGCCGAAGCAAAAAGAAAAGCAUUUACUAUGCUUACUAAUGCAAACCUAUCUUAUAUAAACGGAUAUGAUCAUCCCCACGUCAUAGCGGCAUCGGGUACAAUCGGUAUGGAAAUACUAAAGCAAUUGCCCAAAACAGAUGCCAUACUGGUGCCUGUGGGCGGCGGCAGUCUGCUCGCUGGCAUUGCCGUAGCCGUCAAACACAUCAAACCUGACGUCCUAGUUUAUGGCAUAGAGUCAGACAGAUGUCCCAGUUUUUCGAAAGCUUUAGAAAAAAGUGGCGUAUUCGAAACGGACCUGCAGCGUGGACUAGCGAAUUCGUUAGAAGUGUCAAUUGCCGGUUGUAAUGCAUUUGAAACUGCUAAAAACUUGAUCAAAUCAAUAAUUUUAAUAGACAAUGAUUGGAUAGCGAAAGCGCUGUUGCAUUUAAUAGAGGAUGAAAAAUUAAUAGUAGAAGGCGCUGCCGCUGUACCCCUCGCAUCUCUAAUGGCUCUUCCAAGAGCUUUAAUCGGGCUGAAAGAUAAAACAGUGGUUUGUGUUCUCAGCGGAGGUAAUUUAGAACCCUGUGUUCUUCAAUCUUUAGAAAGAGCUCAAGCGCUGGAGGGACGGUUAAUAACUGUGAAUGUGAAACUACCCGGACUGGAAAUAAACAACCUGCAGAAAAUAUUUAAUAUUAUUGCAAAAUUAGGUUGCAACGUAAUUCGACAUAAUGCGGAGAAGUCAUGGGGAGUAGAAAGCUAUAUGAACGAAAUUAACGUAUCGAUCAUUUGCGCAACCCGCGACCAAAAACAUGCACAUAUAGUGAAAAAAGUUACAGAAAAGUUCUUCCCAAAUAUUUGCAAAGUACAUCAAGAGGUUUUGUGCACUUCAGAAAAAUGUAAAUGUUAUUCUUGUAAAAACAAUAUGCAUAAAUAA
Parnassius mnemosyne (clouded apollo) is the source of this 1434-nucleotide messenger RNA. NCBI's taxonomy places the organism in Eukaryota, Metazoa, Arthropoda, Insecta, Lepidoptera, Papilionidae. The record is from the annotation of a GenBank genome assembly.